GGCUGAGUCCUUCCUUUUUUAAAAUUGAUAAUUUGUUUUCUUGACUCUGACUCAUUUUAGCCCCUUUUUAUUAAAUCCCUAAUAUGCCCUUUUGAUAAUUAAAUUCAUGGAGAAGAAAAGGAACAUAUAAAAUGGGAUCCAGAGAUGGAAAGUGUUGUUUUAAAUUCUGCGUUUCUAUAAAACAGUACUCCUAAUUCUGUUCCAUUUCGUCUUCUCCUCUAUAAACCUCCAACUCGAUCUCCACCGUUAGAUAAAUGGCUGCAUCUGUCUCUACCGUUGGUGCUGGUAACAGAGGGCUGUUGAAUUUAAAAGGCGCUGGCUCUGGACCCUCAUGGCCAACCUCUGCAUUCUUUGACAAUAGCUUGAAAACGGUACUGGGCUCAAAGAUCACCAACCAGAGGCUCUUGACACGGAAUUUGAAGCUUGCUGCCGAAUAUGAUAAGGAAAAGCAGCCUUCGAAAGACAAAUGGAAGGGGCUUGCAUUUGACACAUCGGAUGACCAACAGGACAUUACCAGAGGUAAGGGAAUGGUUGACUCUCUCUUCCAAGCUCCCAUGGGGACAGGAACUCACUAUGCUGUCAUGAGCUCCUAUGACUAUACCAGCAAAGGUCUAAGACAGUACAAACUGGACAACAAUAUGGAUGGUUUCUACAUCGCAUCUUCAUUUAUGGACAAACUUGUUGUUCACAUCACCAAGAAUUUCUUGCAACUCCCAAACAUUAAGGUUCCUCUCAUCUUGGGUAUCUGGGGAGGCAAAGGUCAAGGAAAAUCAUUUCAGUGUGAGCUUGUCUUUGCCAAGAUGGGAAUCAACCCUAUUGUGAUGAGUGCUGGAGAAUUGGAAAGUGGGAACGCUGGUGAGCCUGCAAAAUUGAUCAGACAAAGGUAUCGCGAGGCAGCGGACAUCAUCAAGAAGAGAGGAAAGAUGUGCUGCCUCUUCAUCAAUGAUCUAGAUGCAGGAGCCGGUAGGUUUGGUGGAACUACCCAAUAUACAGUAAACAAUCAGAUGGUUAAUGCUACCCUCAUGAACAUUGCUGAUAACCCGACCAGUGUCCAGCUCCCAGGUAUGUACAACAAGGAGGAGAACCCCCGCGUUCCGAUCAUUGUCACUGGUAAUGACUUCUCCACGUUGUAUGCCCCUCUCAUCCGUGAUGGCCGAAUGGAGAAAUUCUACUGGGCCCCUACUCGGGAAGACCGAAUUGGUGUGUGCACAGGGAUCUUUGGCAGUGAUAAUGUUCCCAGGGAGGACAUUGUCAAGCUUGUCAACACUUUCCAUGGGCAAUCCAUUGACUUCUUCGGUGCACUUAGGGCAAGAGCAUAUGACGACGAAGUGAGGAAGUGGAUUUCUGGUGUGGGUGUAGAAAAUGUUGGGAAAAGGCUUGUGAACUCAAAGGAAGGACCUCCAAUUUUGGAACAACCGAAGAUGACUCUCGAGAAGCUCCUUGAGUAUGGCAACAUGCUUGUCCUGGAGCAGGAGAACGUGAAGAGAGUCCGGUUGUCUGACAAAUACUUGAAAGACGCAGCUCUUGGAGAUGCAAAUGAAGAUGCCAUGAAGAACGGAAGUUUCUAUGGUUAGACCUUGAUCCAAAUUAAACGCCUUGAUGAGAUAUUUACAUCUGUCUUUAGGAUUGUGCAAUAAAGAUAUCAGAAGAAAUAAUCAAGCUUUUCUAUAAUUUUUUGGACACAAGCAAAGCCGCCCAACAGGUCAACCUUCCUGUUCCAGAAGACUGCACUAAUUCAUUGGCAGAGAACUUUCAUCCAACCGCUAGGAGUGAUGAUGUCAGCUGCCUCUGUCAAUUUUAGGCCUUGCUUAUAAAUGUUAUUAUGUUGUAAAGAUGGUAUACUCUAGAAUGAGGUGGCAACUCUGUCUCAUAUAUUGGUUUAACUUAUAAUUGAGUUAAUAAA
This is a messenger RNA of Populus nigra (black poplar), 1903 nucleotides long. Its product is annotated as ribulose bisphosphate carboxylase/oxygenase activase, chloroplastic-like. The transcript has 6 exons. Gene Ontology annotation, cellular component: chloroplast stroma; thylakoid. The record is from RefSeq and is a predicted model, not a curated record. Gene Ontology annotation, molecular function: ATP hydrolysis activity; ribulose-1,5-bisphosphate carboxylase/oxygenase activator activity; ATP binding. Bases 255 to 1574 code for a protein of 439 amino acids. NCBI's taxonomy places the organism in Eukaryota, Viridiplantae, Streptophyta, Magnoliopsida, Malpighiales, Salicaceae.